Salvelinus namaycush (lake trout) is the source of this 11694-nucleotide messenger RNA. Its product is annotated as protein bassoon-like. Gene Ontology annotation, molecular function: metal ion binding; structural constituent of presynaptic active zone. The record is from RefSeq and is a predicted model, not a curated record. Gene Ontology annotation, biological process: presynaptic active zone assembly; protein localization to synapse. Bases 1 to 11694 code for a protein of 3897 amino acids. NCBI's taxonomy places the organism in Eukaryota, Metazoa, Chordata, Actinopteri, Salmoniformes, Salmonidae. The transcript has 12 exons. Gene Ontology annotation, cellular component: cytoskeleton of presynaptic active zone; glutamatergic synapse; GABA-ergic synapse.
AUGGCGUCCAGUCCUGCUCCAUGGCAGGAGCCUUCCUCUGCACUGAUGUUCAGUCCAGAUCUGGUGUCCAGUCCCGCUCCAUGGCAGGAGCCUUCCUUGACACCGAGGUCCAGUCCAGGCACAGUGUUCAGCCAGGAUCCAUGGCUGGAUCCACGAGAUGAGUGGGUUCUUCGGCCCGCACCAGAGCUGCCACCAAAGCUGGCGGAUCCACAAGCUGAGCGGGUUGUUUGUCCCUCACCAGAGCCACCCCUGAUGCAGCGGAUCCGCAGGAUGAGCGGUUUCUUUGUCCCGCACCAGAGCCGCCUCCGAUGCUGGCGGAUCCGCGGGAUGAGAGGCGUCUCUGGAAGACCCCCCCAGCCAGACCCUGGGUCCAGCCCCAAGGCGGGGGUCCAGACUGGGCCUGGUACAGGGGACCGCCUGGCAUCCAAGGGGGAGCAGCAGGGCCACGCCGCCCGUAAGAAUCUCCAGGUGGACGUGGGUAGUAGCAGGAUGGGACGUUCCCCGUCGGUGUCCCCCGCCAUCACCCCCACCUCCCCCUACUCUGUGCCCCAGAUCGCCCCCAUGCCCAGCAGCAAGCUGUGCCCCGUCUGUAAGACAGCUGACCUGACGGGCACCACGGAGGACAACCAGCCAAACUGCAGCACCUGCACCCAGUGCCGAUCCACGGUGUGCAACCAGUGUGGCUUCAACCCCAACCCGCACCUCACCGAGGUCCAGGAGUGGCUCUGUCUGAACUGCCAGAUGCAGAGAGCUUUGGGAAUGGACAUGGAGACACCUCGCUCCAAGAGCCAGCAGCAGAUCCACUCUCCGUCCCACCAAGCCAAACUAGAGCCCAUCUCUGAACCUCAAACUCAGCCCCCACCCCAGUCCCAGUCCCAAGCCCAACCUCAGCCCCAGUCCCAAGCCCCACCUCAGGCACAGCCUCUAACCCAGCACCAGGCUCUGACACAAGCCCAGCCCCCAUCAGGCCCUAACAGACAGACUGGUCCAGGCCCAGGCCAGACCCCUCAGCAGCAGAGAGGUCCAGGGGGUCCAGUUCCAGCCCAGGGCCAAGGUCAGGGUGGGGCUCGUCUCCCCCCAGGAGCCAUCCCUCUCCCAGGCAUGGCCAAAGCCCCGUCCCAGCCUGACCUCCGUGGCCUUCCCGCCCACCAGCCCCUGCCCCUCCGCCAGGACCACACCCGCAGCGCAGGGAGCUCCCCAUCCCGCCAGCCCCCGCCCCCGGCCGCCGCCCCCGAGCAGACCUUUGGAAAGCUGUUUGGAGGCUUUGGUGGCUUCGGUGCGUCCCUCCUCAACCAGGCCAGCACCCUCAUAUCAGUGGACCCGGUACCCACCCUGCCCCAGCAGCAGCAACAUCCCCCCAAACCUGCCCCUAAACCAGUCGGACCCCAAGAACCUGCAGCUGGGGCAGGGAAACCACCAGGACCCCAUCCAGGCCAACAGGGCCUCCAUGCACCCCAACAGGGAUCCCAUGCACCCCAACAGGGAUCCCAUGCACCCCAACAGGGCCUCCAUGCACCCCAACAGGGACCCCAUGCACCCCAACAGGGACCCCAUGCACCACAACAGGGACCCCAUGCACCACAACAGGGAUCCCAUGCACCCCAACAGGGACCCCAUGCACCCCAACAGGGCCUCUAUGCACCCCAACAGGGACCCCAUGCACCUCCCCAGCAGCAGCAGCAACAGCAGCAGGAUAAAGGUGCCUGCUGUCCCCUGUGUAAGACCAGUCUGAAUGUGGGCGUGACGGCUCAACCACCCAACUACAACACCUGUACCCAGUGCCACGCCCAGGUCUGCAACCUGUGUGGAUUCAACCCUGCACCGCACCUGGAAAAUAAAGAAUGGCUCUGCCUGAACUGCCAGACCCAGAGAGCUUUGUCUGGGGCCCUGGGAGAUGCUCCACUUCCUGUUCCUCAGCCAAUGGGAUCCCCACGGCACUCAGCUCCAGCCAAUCAACAACAGCCUCAGCAGAGAGGGCCCAAUCAGCAGGCAGGGUUACGGCCCACUGAUCCUCAUCAGCAACAAAAACCACUGGGUGCCCAAGUAAGUGGCCCUCCUUUCUCCCCUGCCAAACAGAGCAAGGGGCCUGCCCAACCCUCCCCUGCCAAGGUACAACCCUCCCCAGGUAAGAGUGCACACUCCCCUGCUAAAACAGCCCAGCCCUCCCCUGCCAAGGGUGCACCCUGCCCCACUAAAACAGCAUCCACCCCUGCUAAGGGCACACCCUCCCCUGCCAAACAGAUAGGACCCACUGCCCAGAGCAAGGGUCCUGCCCAGCCCUCCCCAGCCAAGGGUGCACUGUCCUCUGCUAAAACAGCAUACACCCCUAACAAGUGCACACCCUCCCCUGCCAAACAGACAGGACUCACUGCCCAGAGCAAGGGUUCUGCCCAGCCCUCCCCUGUUAAAGUUGCAUCCACCCCUACCAAGGGUGCACCCUCUCCUGCUAAGAGUGCACCCUCUCCUGCUAAGAGUGCACCAACUCAACCUAAACCCAACAAGCAGGCCGGUAAACAGCAGCAGGGCCUGGAUAAAACUAAAGUCGUCCCCAAAACUCAUAAGGAAAAUGAAGCCAAAGCCUCGCCCAGGAAGGGAGCACCUGAAGCCAUCACCACAUCAAAAGAUGAAAAGAAGAAACCCGUUGAAGAUUCACAGAAGUCAAAACACCAUGACGAUUCCAACAAGUCCAGCACACAGAGCCUCAGUGACACGGGAUACUCCUCAGAUGGGAUCUCCGGCUCCGUGGGUGAGAUCACAGGCCAUAUCCGUGAGGAUCCGGGGUUAAAGCUGAGUGAACGUAGCCUCUCCAGCCCCUCUGAGAUCACUAAGCUAGAGAGCUCCAUGCGGCCACUGCUAGAGUCCAAGUCCAAGACCGCUACAGACCAGGGCGAGGAGAACAACUCUGACGGGGAGGUGUCGGACGAUCUCAGCUCCAAGCUGCGCCACGACUAUGUGGAGGACAGCAGCGAGAGUGGUCUGUCCCCCUUACCGCCCAGGCAGAAGAAGUCCCAUAAAGAAAUGACAGAUGAGGAAUUCAUGAGGAGGCAGAUCAUGGAAAUGAGCGCUGACGAAGACGAGAUGGAGGAGGAGGAGGAGGAAGGGUACGGCUACCAGAAAACGAAAAACAAAAAGGAUUUGGGGAAGGAGAAACGACGGAGCCUCACCCACCAUUCCAGUAGUUUUGAGGAGGACACCAAGGUGGUAGAUGGCGAAGACAAUGAAGGUAUGAUGGCUUCCCAAGGAGGCCUGCGGCGGUUUAAGACCAUUGAGCUGAACAACUCAGAGCAUGACCUCAGAGAGCCAGAGCUGGAGAUGGAGAGUCUGACUGGAUCACCAGAGGAGCGGUCGAGGGGGGAGUAUUCAUCUACCCUCCCUGCCACAACUCCCAGUUACACAUCUGGCACGUCCCCUACCUCUGUGUCCUCCAUGGAGGAUGACAGUGACAGCAGCCCCAGCCGCAGGCAGAGACUGGAGGAAGCCAAGCAGCAGAGGAAGGCUCGCCACCGCUCCCACGGCCCACUCCUGCCCACCAUCGAGGACUCAUCCGAGGAAGACGAGCUGAGAGAGGAAGAGGAGCUUCUGAGAGAGCAGGAGAAGAUGAGAGAUCUGGACCUGCAGAGUAUCCGCAGUACAGCCAGGAAAACCAAGAGGGACAAAGAGGAGCUAAGGGCCCAGAGACGUAGAGAGAGAUCCAAGACUCCUCCCAGCAACCUCUCGCCCAUCGAGGAUGCAUCCCCGACAGAGGAGUUGAGACAGGCAGCAGAGAUGGAGGAGCUCCACAGAUCCUCCUGCUCCGAGUAUUCCCCUUCCAUGGACUCAGAGGCAGAGGGCUUUGAAAUGAUGGGCUCCAAGCUCUACAAGUCAGGAAGCCACCACAACCUACCCACCUUCAUGUCUCUCUACUCCCCCACUGAAAAACAUACUGCCACUUCACCGUUGGACAAGACACUGAAAAGUGCAGAGGAGGUGUAUGAAGAAAUGAUGAGGAAAGCAGAGAUGCAGCAGCAGCAGCAGAGACAGCCAGGAAGGCCAGGCCAACAACAAGGAAGUCCGCAAAGGCAACCGGCUGGGGCACCUCAGCCUAGCAGCAAACAACAUCUAGGCACUGGAGCACCUCUAACCCCUGGCUCCAGCCCCACACAAAUCUCUGCACCUGUUUCCUUCUCCUCAAACGAUCCACGUGGGGCUGGAAAAGGGGCCCCACCAGGAAUCAGUGUGACACAGCAUCUAUCGAAAGAAACCCAAGACCGGAUGAGGACGCAGACUGCCAAAAUAGGGGGUGUUAUCCCCCCAGUGGCUGGAAGACCAGGUCCUCAGGGACCAGCACAGGGGGCGCCUCCUCCUGACUCUGGAGCGCCCUCCAUCGCAUCCUCCCUCUUCUCCUAUUUCAAAGGCCCCAGUCCUCCUGUUUCCCCUUCCCCCUCUCCCUCACAGAGUCCAACUCAUUCCCUGUCCCUACGACCUACAGGGCCUGGGGUGUCCCCACAACAUUCUCAGCCUGGCGCUGGUGGUGCAACCUCCCCAGUACCACCGCAACAACAUGAUGCCCAGAUGUCUCGAAGAACAGCAUCGCCACGCCUUGCAAGACAACAGUCCUCCUCCGACUCACCAGUAAUGGGGAUAACGCUGGGCUCUAAGACCACCACCAGUCCUGCCAGGCCUCUGACUGUAAACUCCUCCACUUCUCCCCUGUCCUCGCCAACACAGGCUAUCCGUCAACCCAUGUAUCAGCAAUAUAUUCCUUCAACAAGCUCUCCAACGUCCCCACAAAUGCAUCUAUCGCAACAAUCCCCUCAACAUGGUUUACAGAGGCCCCAAAAUGCAGAGAAGGUUAAUAUUGGUAUAAGCAGGACAAUGACAACCACAGCUACCACAUACAGUCGUGGGUCAAUAUCAAUGGAAAAUAUCUCCCUAUGUAGGAUCUCCAAUGUCCCAGGUACCUCUAGGGUCGUAGAGCAGGGCCAAAUGGAAAUGCGUCCGACUGGACCUGCAUCUGUAGUGGACCUGAGAGCACCAAUGAAGGCCUCCCCAAUCAUCAUGACAGACCAGGGCAUGGAUCUAACAUCUCUGGCAACUGAUACAAGAAGGUAUUCCCUUGAUGCUGAACAACCCCCCAACCAUCACAAAUCGGUGCAGCCACUGAAUGCUGCCAUGAACCUGAAUGCACAAGAGCAGCCGCAUGUUUCGGCGUCCACUCCAACAACAGUCAGCAUCACCGUGGCAGCCUCCAUGUUUAUAUCACAGCCGAAGGGGCAUCCAGUGAUUUACGGAGAUCCCGUGCAGAACCGUAUGGAUCUGGGGCAAGGCGUUGGGUCAGCAAUGUGUCUAACACAAACUAAGCAGCAGCAGAAGCUCCUACAGCAACAACAGCUCCUCGAGCAGCAGCUUCAGCAGCACCAGCAGUCUUCCUUUGCUCGCUAUAACCUAGCGAACCAGGUCCAGCCGCUGUUGCUGAAGAAAGACCUGGUGGUUAGCCAGACGAGCAGUGGCAGUGCCCAGCCUGUGGUCAGUGUGAUUCCUAGAGUAUCUCCCAUGCCGCCCCAGCCAGCGUCUAUAGUUCUACCUCCCUCUAACAAUCAUCAUGACUAUGGUCAGAGUGGGCUUGCCUUGGAGUUGAAGAACAAGCCCACAGUUAUGAACCUGUCCACGGGAAAGCCCCAUGUCAUGAUGGUCCAACUGGAAGAUAGCAAUGCCUCUCAGAUGGCCACUGUGACUCAGCUGGUCAAAGAGCCUCCUCCUCCUCCCCAGGUCCUGGAUCUCACUGGUGGACAGAUACAGAAACCAGAGAACCAGGUGGCUUGUUGUGACGUUGUUUACAAGCUACCCUUUGCUGGUAGCUGUGCAGGCAGGCUUCAACCUUCCAUGUCUGACACCAACAUGUCUAAUACAGGUCUUCAGUACUAUCAGAGGACUAACCCUGGGGACCUGGCAGUGGAUCUGAGCACCAUGAAUCAGGCCUACGAAGGAGGAUAUCUCGGCAUGGGUGCGCAAUACGGAUCCUACACAGACUUACGUCAUCAAGGAGAUGUUGCAGGGCCUCCCUUGCCCCUGCGAAGGUACGGCUCCAUGUCCAACAUCAACCAAGACUACGGCUAUAGUCAGGCAGGUUUACCGGACGCAAACCUGGCACAGUAUAGUGCCACUACGGCCAGGGAGAUCAGCCGAAUGUGUGCAGCUCUGAACUCUAUGGACCAGUUCGGUCAACGGUACAGCAACCCUGAGAUGAUGCAGUAUGUUUCUGGAAGUGGAGCAGGGCCUGCAGCCAGGCUCAACCUACAGCAAAGCUUAGCAUCAAUCCGAGCCAACCUACUCUAUGGCCCUGAUGGGAGGCCCACUGCACACGGCCAAGCCCUAACCAAUCUGAUCAAUGCUAGACAAGCAAGCAUACGGGCCUUAUAUCCAUCUGCAAUGAGAGGAGCUGACGGUAUGACAUAUUCCACCAUCAACACCCCAAUAGCCUCUACCUUGCCAAUAACCACCCAGCCCUCCUCUGUUCUGCAACCCAUGCCACAAGGAAUAUACCAACCUUACCCUGCAGGCGUGACCGCUGUACCACUGGCGAGCCUCACCAGGUUGCCUCAUAUGACCCCAAAGAUGCCUCUGUCCACACAGGGACAUUACGGUUACCCUCCUCCCAACCAGUUCCCUACAACGGCUGGUGUUCCUGGAAGUGUACCUGCCACGAGCACCUCCACCAAGGAAGCUCCUGUCUACCUUGGGAAGCCUUCUGCAGCCGUCUCUUCCCAGCCUAUAACUCAGCCUGAUCCACAGGCUCUAGUGCAGCCCCAUCUGCAGACCACUCGCCAGAUUACUUCUACUGCAGCAGCCAGCACCACCAUCGCCACUUCGGUCGACCCAGAGCUGGAAAAGGUAGAGGAACGUUUGAGACAGCAACAGGAGCAGAUGCUGCAGAUGGAGCGAGAGCGUGUGGAGCUGGAGAAACUUCGGCAGAUGCGCCUGCAUGAGGAACUGGAGCGAGACCGCAUGGAGCUCCAGAGACACAGGGAGAAAGAACAAAUGCUGGUGCAGCGCGAGAUUCAGGAGCUGCAGACCAUCAAACAGCAUGUCCUGCAUCAGCAACAAUCAGAGAGGGAGACACAGCUGGUCAUGCAGAGGGAACAGCUAGCCCAGCAGAGGAUGCAACUGGACCAGAUCCAGUCGCUGCAGCAGCAGCUCCAGCAGCAGUUGGAGGAGCAGAAGAGGCAGAAGACAGCAGUAGUGGAGGCAUCGGCUGCAGCUGAGGCAGCCGCUGCAUCCGCAGCAGCAUCUGCUCUAGCCACUUCCACUCAAGGUGCCAUACAAGGGGUAGUAGUCGGAGGAAUAUCCCCUCAAGGUGCCAUACAAGGGGUAGUAGUUGGAGGAGGAACCCCUCAAGGUGCCAUACAAGGGGUAGUAGUCGGAGGAGGAGGAGGAACUCCUCAAGGUUUCAUCAUCUGUGACCAGAGUGGUAGGGUGAUUCAACAGGACGGCCAAAGUGUACAGUUCUGGCAACCCCACAUGGAAGGGCAGGUGGUCCAAGCAGUGAUGACCCCAAGGCCCAUACCAAGCUCUGCCUCUGAGAUGUCCUUGAGAAACAGUGAGAAUCAGUUGGGGUCCAGGAUCAUGAAGAAGCAAAACUCUAUGCCUCGUCUUAGGGAUGGAUCGGAGGAGGAGCUGGUGAGGAGGAUUGCGGAUAGCUGCGUGCAGACGGACGAUGAAGAGGGUGAGGACAGGUACAUGAACCGCAGGGGCAGGAGAACCAGGCGGAUCGCCGACUGCAGCGUACAGACAGACGACGAGGAUCAGGCAGCUUGGGAGCAACCGGUUAGGCGCAGGAGAUCGCGCUUAUCCAAACAUUCAGACUCUAGCGGCGAGGUCAAAUCCGAUGGAACCGCCAAAGUGUCCUCCUCCAGCAUAGCCAUUCAGACCACCAACGACUCCUCAUGCCAGACUGAGGCCGACCAGUUGAGCAGGAUCUCACCUGCAAUCCACAUCACUGCGGCUGAGACAAAUAAGGUGGAGCUGCUUCACUACAUCUCUGCCCCAGAGAGGACCCAUAAGGGUGAGAGCUUGGCCUGUCAGACAGAACCGGAGGCCCAGUCUCAGGGGGUGGUGGCCCCUCAGCUCAGCGUCCUCACCACCAUCAGCCCAUAUUCCACCUCUAUGCAGAUGGUGGGCUCCACCCCAUCUCCUCCCCAAGGGGUGGCUAAGUUCGAAAGGAGGAAACCCGACCCUCUGGAAAUCAACUACCAAAGCCAGCAGCAGAACGAGUCCCCGUCUCGCCAGCCUCCCAAGUCUCCCCAGGUGCUGUACUCCCCUGUGUCCCCGCUGUCACCCCAUCGGAUGCUGGAAACCACCUUCGCCUCCCAGGAGAAGCUCAACAAGGCGCACGUCACGCCCCAGCAGAAAGCCUUCACUGCAGAGUCUCCUCAGCGUCACCAGAGCCUCCCCAGACCUAUCAAGAGUGUGCAGCGCUCCAUGUCGGACCCCAAACCCCUCAGCCCCACCUCAGAAGACCCUGCCAAGAACAGGUUCUCCCCUUACCAUCAGCAGGCCCUCUCCAACAGUCAGGUAUGCAUCCUGCAGCAGAACUCUCUGAUGAGAAAGGUGAAGAGGACCCUACCCAGCCCGCCUCCAGAGGAGAGCCCUCUCCCCAUCGUCACCCCAGCCAUGUCCCACAUGUACAGCAGCUCUCUGGGGAUGCAACCCCAGCGGGUGCUGCCCAGGCCUGCCCAGGGGGUCACCAAGGCCGGCCUGCUGAGCGAGCUGAAGGCCGUGGAGCAAGAGUCCACCAAGCUCCGCAAGCAGCAGCAGGAGCUAGAGGAGGAGGAGAAGGAGAUUGACGCCAAGCUGCGGUACCUGGAACUGGGCAUCCAUCAGCGCAAGGAGACCCUGGUGAAGGAGAGGGAGAGGAGAGAGCUGGCCUACAUGCGCUGCAUGGGCGACGCCCGCGACUACAUGUCAGACACCGAGCUCAAUAACCUGAGGAUUGUGGCGGCCACGGGAACGUUCGACGGUAAUGGUCUGCUGACGAGGCCCAGCACGGCGCCGCUGAGCCAGUUCCCCAACGACCUCGGCCCAGCCUCCCAGUACCCGCCCACCUCCUCCUACAUGGCCUAUCAGUACCCACAGAGCCAGCCCACGCCCACACAGCAGCCAACCGCUGCUUACCAACAGAUCGGUUUCCAGCCCCCUCAAUACCCUACAGCCUCCCAGCCCCAGCCAGGCACCUUCCAGCCCCACCCACCCCAAGGCUCAGGCUACCAGACCCAGCCAAUCUACCCAGCCCAUGGGGGCUACGGCCAGCCUUCCUACCCGACAGACCUGGGCAUGCAGCAGCAUGGCCACCAGGGUUUCCAGCCUCCCAACCCCUCUAUCCUGGGCCAGAACCUCCCCUACCCAGGCCAGAGCCCAUAUUCUGGCCAGGGCAUGUCCUUCCAGCCGCAGGCUGAGAUCCUCACGGUCCACCAGAGGCCUCAUCAGACCUCCCUGGCCGACUUGGAACAGAAGUUGCCCACCAACUACGAGGUGAUCAGUAACCCUGCCGUGUCGGUGGCCACAUCAGCUCCAGACACCGGCUUUGGCUCAGUCUAUGCCUCUAACACCAUGCCCAAUGCCUAUGGGCAGUACCGCCCCCCGGAGCCAGUCCUGACCCACGGUGUGGACAGCCCCACGCCGGCCUACGCUGCAGAUGGCCUCUACACCGCAAACCUGGAGCAGAACAUCCCCAGGAACUACGUCAUGAUCGACGACAUCAGCGAGCUGACCAAAGAGAACACAGGCUCGUCUGUUGACGUUCUGGGACAUCCUGUUGCAGGACGCUAUGGUGAGAAUGGCCCUGCGCGCCAAACUGGCUAUGGCAAUGAGCCUGUGGACCCGUACACGUCUGCAGGCACCACAGGCUACCACCAGAAGGGCUCUGUGGAUCCCCGGACCAGCACCACUGUAGGCGGUGGGGGAUCUUCUUAUUACUAUGACGACUAUAAUAAACACCUCAGCACACCACGCCCAGGGGGCCCGGGGACCCAGAAACACCCAUUCAAGAACCUGGCUCCCGCCGUUGUCUCCUCCGGUAAGCGCAGCAAGCACAGAAAGCAGGGCAUGGAGCAGAAAAUCUCCAAGUUCUCCCCCAUUGAGGAGGCACGGGACGUGGAGUCCGACCUGGCCUCUUACACCAUGACCAACUCCACCGGCGGCAGCUGUACUGUGGUGUCUCGGUCUGGGGUGAAGAAGAGCGGCAACGACCAGCGGAAGUACUUUGGUGGCCACCCGGGAAGCCGGGAAGCCCUGGAAGAGGAGGACCGGAUGUACGGCUCGGGGAGGUCCCGGUCUACUGGCUACGGCAUAGACAAGAUCUCCUCCAGGGACUCCUCCAGGAGCAAGUCUUACGAGAGGGAAGCCAUGGAGCGGUCUCAGAGAGGCGGUGGUGGACGGCCCGGACUGCGCAUCCAUAACUCAGAGGAGGAGAGCCCCCUCAGCCCCGUGGGGAAGCCUGUAGGGGUCGGACGAGGUGGCACAGGGGUACCAGUGGACCCCCAUGACGUGAGGAACCAGUACGGCUCCAGCCACUCCCUGCCGGAUGUCCAGGACCACCACAUGAAGGACCUGCCCAGGAGCCACGUGUACAAGCCAGAUGACCCGUAUCUCGUAGACGAUCAGCACGCUGCUGUGUCGGACAGUGAAGCCUAUCAUCUGGGUCAGGAGGAGACGGACUGGUUUGAGAAGCCAAGGGAGGCUCGCUCCAACCGCUCCAGACACCAUGGGAGCGCAGGGCACAUCUCCACUGGUAGACAACAGACCGGCGCCAACGUGAAGCACACCUACCAUGACUAUGAUGAGCCUCCCGAAGAGCAGGACCUGUGGCCUCAGGACGAGUACAACAACCAACCUCGCCACCCCUCGUCUACCUCAUCAUCCCGCGACCACCGUGGUCACCAUGCCAGCAGCUGCGGUAGCUCGGGGAGGCACUCCUCUUCCCGCCACUCCGGUGAGGAGCCUCGGACGUCCAGCCGCUCCUCCAGAACACACCCCAAAGACCAAUCCGCCCGCUCUGAGGGCCGUGGAUCCUCCUCCACCCAGAAGAGGGGAGGCUCGGAACCCCGCUCCUCCCGGGAUGGCUACCGGGACCGGGACUCUGGAGACUACUCCUCUCGUGACCCGGCCUCUGGCCACCACCGUGAGGGCACCAGUGGCAGGGGUCAGAAGCCGCCAGGCUCUUCCUCCAGGAGACAGGAAGGGGUUCCUUCUGCAGGGGCCAAGCAGGGUCUGGGGCAACAGCCCCAGGGGGGUCCAGGCGGGCAGCAGCAACAGCCCCAGGGGGGUCCAGGCGGGCAGCAGCAACAGCCCCAGGGGGGUCCAGGCGGGCAGCAGCAACAGCCCCAGGGGGUUCCAGGCGGGCAGCAGCAACAGCCCCUGUCAGGCAGACAGCCUGGGUCCCAGGGACCAGACGGGGGCAAACCAGCCCAGCAGCCUGGCCAGCAGCAGCAACGUACCCAGCAGCAGCAGCUUCCACAGCAGAGCCAGCCUUCCCAGACCAUAGCCGGGGGCCCUCAGGCCACUCCAGUCACUGCAGGGCCAGGACCCAUGGCAGGACCCAUGGCAGUACCAGGGCCGGCACAACAGCAGGCUAAACCUGGCCAGACACCGGCACAAGGCCGGCAGCCAGCCGGACCUACCGCAGGCCAGCCAACAACCACAGCUGUGACUGGACAGUAA